Messenger RNA from Aspergillus niger, 2856 nucleotides. RefSeq lists its product as uncharacterized. The coding region runs from base 1 to 2856 and encodes 951 amino acids. The transcript is spliced from 7 exons. Gene Ontology annotation, cellular component: membrane. Gene Ontology annotation, biological process: transmembrane transport. The record is from RefSeq and is a predicted model, not a curated record. Gene Ontology annotation, molecular function: myo-inositol:proton symporter activity. Lineage: Eukaryota; Fungi; Ascomycota; Eurotiomycetes; Eurotiales; Aspergillaceae.
AUGGAUCCUGCAGACGACUAUGUGCCGGCCAUCGACGAUCUGAAACCAGAGACUUUCCACGUUGACAACCUUGGUGCCGCGGAGGGCUUGGACGAUUCAAUCGAGACGACAAAUCCUGGCAAGGCAGUAUGGCUGAUUGCGUGCACGGUGUCCAUGGGCGGGUUUCUCUUUGGGUACGACACGGGUGUAAUAUCCGCCGUCCUCGUCAGCCUUGGGACCGACCUCGGCCAGGCUCUGUCCUCUAACGACCAGGAACUUGUCACCUCCAUAACUUCAGGGGGUGCAUUGAUCGGCGCCGUUCUGGCUGGUAUGACUUCAGACAAGUAUGGACGGAAACUGGCUAUUUAUAUUGGUUGUGCGGUAUUCUUCGUGGGAACAGCCUUGCAAGCCACGGCGUUCUCGCUGGCCCAGAUGGUGGUUGGUCGCCUGGUGGUUGGUUUUGGAGUUGGUGAAGCGGCAAUGAUCGUUCCUCUGUAUAUCGGAGAGAUGGCACCUGCCAGAUUCCGUGGUCGACUGAUUGUGUUCGAUAACAUUUGUGUGACCUUUGGCCAGCUUAUUGCCUAUGCCCUCGGGGCCGCAUUCACUAACGUACAUCAGGGCUGGCGGUACACAAUUGCCAUUGGUGCUGUUCCUGCCAUUGCUCUGGCGGCUACAAUGCCCUUGUGCCCGGAAACGCCUCGCCAGCUGAUUUCUCAUGGUCGCGACGAUGAAGCCAAGAGAGUAAUCCGAAAGAUAUUUCCUCAUGCCACGGAACAACAAGUGGUUAACAAAAUCAAGGUGGUUCGGCAUUCUAUUGAAGAGGUUGCCGCCUCCGUAUCAGACAAGAGCCUAUGGUGGCAGAUGAAACAACUUUUCACUGUAGGCGCUAAUUUGCGCGCCCUGGCCACGGCCUGCUCUAUCAUGGCUGUAUCACAAUUAGGAGGAUUUAACACGCUGAUGUACUAUUCCGCCACAUUGUUCUCGCUAGUCGGCUUUAAUCAGGCCACAGCCGUCUCCAUCGUCGUUGGAGCGACGAAUUUUGUGUUUGGAUUCCCCAACUUCGCCUUCAUUGACCGCUUUGGAAGAAGAUCAAUGCUUCUCGUCACCGUGUUGGGAAUGUCCCUCUCCCUGGUGGUCGUUGCCAUCGCAUUCCAUUGGAUCCCUGUGAAUUCGGAUCUGAGCGUCACCGGACCGCACGAGAUGACCUGGGCGAGUAUUCUUCUCCUUGUCGCGCUGAUCGUGUACAUUGCUUUCUAUUCGGCUGGUGUCGCACCUAUUUCCUGGGUGGGCACUGAAUUUCUCCCCUUAGAAGUGCGUGCACUUGGCACAAUGCUGAAUACCGUGACCUGUUGGGGUUGUAAUAUCAUCAUCUCGUCGACGUUUCUGUCCAUGAUGAAGGCUAUGACCCCCAGCGGAGUUUUUGCAUUCUAUGCGGGUAUCUGCUUUCUCGGAUGGGUCUUCGUUAUCUUCUGCUAUGCGGAGGUGCACAAUAUGCCUCUGGAGUCGGUGCGGGAAAUCUACACCCACGGCUUCGGGCGUUUGAUCUGUGCGCAAGAAAGCCAUCCUGGCGCAGAGACGCUGGAUCCACCCCGGCUUCAAGCUUCGGCGGUAGGAAGUAGUCCUGGCGGCUCAGCACUUUUUCUUCACUUUUUAGAUCCCCAGGAAUACUGUAGAAUUUCCUCAGCCAUCCUCUCAGAGGCCGAAUCGGAUGUGCAAACAGGCAGUGGUCCUAGCGCCGUGGCAACCGAAGACCAGAAAGGCCAACAUACCUCAACAACAAUGGCCCAUUCACCAUUCGCUAGAGAGCUUCAAGUGGCCUGUCUCGCCGUCCAGCGAGCCAGCAUAGUCACCAAGACCAUGCUGGCGGAGGCCGAUAAGGGAUCUACGGACAAGGCAGACGCGUCCCCAGUGACCAUAGCCGACUUUGCGUCACAGGCCAUUUUGAUUAGUGCGAUCCGCCAUAACUUCCCCAGCGACAAAUUUGUCGGGGAGGAAUCAGCAUCAGCCCUGCGGAAUGAUCCCGCACUAGCCGACCGAGUGUGGCAGCUGGUAUCCACAACCCAAUUGCAUGAUACCGAGAGCGAAGAGAUCGUCGCAGCCCCCUCGUCGCUAGAAGAGAUGCUAAGCAUCAUCGAUUUGGGCGGCAAUGGGGAAGGAGCCGGCCAUACGCGCACCUGGAUCUUGGAUCCUAUUGACGGGACAGCGUCGUUUAUUCAGGGCCGGCAGUAUGCUGUUUCCGUGGCGCUUGUCGACAAGGGCGAGCAGAAGGUCGGUGUGGUCGGAUAUCCCAAUCUGCACUUCCACAGCACCGUGGUCCACGAAGACACAGUCGAUCGGGAUGGAUACGGGAUCAUGCUGUCGGCAAUCCGGGGCCAGGGUACAUACAAGCGUCCGAUGAGCAAGGAGCGCCUGCAGCCCGCCGUGAAGGUGUACAACGUCCUGGCACGGACCGAUACCGGCCAGCCCGAUCUGGCAUUUGCAGAGAGCAUGGAGAGCCCCUACAUCGAUCAGCGGCUACACCAGGUUGUUCGCGAGAGACUGGGUGUCACCAGGCCCGUUACUGACCUAUGGUCCAUGCAAGCCAAGUAUGCAGCCCUGGUGGUGGGCGGGUGCAACGUGAUGGUCCGUAUCCCCCGAAGCCCCGAGUAUCGUGCCUAUGCGUGGGACCAUGCCGGCGGCAUGCUGGUGUAUGAGGAAUCCGGCGGCAUGAUCACCGAUCUGGACGGUCAGCCUUUCAACUAUGGGCGAGGCCGGACGCUGGCAGAUAACUUGGGUCUGGUUGCCACAUUCCCAGAGAUUCACUCGACGGUGCUGGGACUUGCACGGGAGAUCAGAGGAAGAAAGGUAGAGGGCGGAAUGAAAGACAACACGCAAUGA